AUGUCACCUCGCCGCUCAUCGAGAGCUAGGAGCUCAGCUAACCCACCUCCAACGUCCCACACCGCAUCAUCCACGUCCUCAACGACGCUGAAGAACAACAACACCCUCCAGCGCUCUGUUUCCGCCGAAGACAUCGACGAUCAAGACGACGAAAAAUCGACUGAGCCCAUCAUGCCUCGACGCAGCCGACGGACUGGCGCCGACGAGUCUCGUGAUGCCUCACAGUCCUCCAAGCCCAACGAUGCCUUCGAUCGCCAAAGACUGGUCGAAGAAGAAGGCGAAGAAGUCACUCGCUGCAUUUGUGGUGAGACCGAUUACCCUGGUCCCAGCAAUAACCUGCUGAACGCACGAGGCCUUCUUGCCGCCGACAUACCCCCAUAUAGAAUAAAAGACGUGGGCGACUUCUUCGUCCAGUGCGACAAAUGCCUUGUCUGGCAACACGGUGGCUGCGUUGGCUUCGAACGCGAGGAAGAGCUACCCGACGAAUACUUCUGCGAGAAUUGCAAGCCUAGACUACAUAAGAUCUACAAGGAGCACAAUGGGCGACGCUCGCACUUCUUCACAGUCGGCUCGCUAAACAAGGUCGCCAGAGUCGACUCUGGCCGGACCACAGACAAGGUCGUGCCAAACGAUGAGUCCAGAUCCUCUUCCACUUCCUCGGGAGAGGUUCGAAAGAAAGACAGCAAGAAGCAAAAUCCUGCAAGCACCACUAGGCGAGCCACCAUGAAUAGUCGUGGAGCCUACGACGAGGAUGAGAUGCUACGACGGGCUAUAGAAGAAAGUAAAGGCGAGCUGGUACUCUCGGCAAGCGAACGAGAGAUCUUGAUGACGAUCCUAAAGCGCCAACGUACUGGCUCUAUGUCCUCCGGCUCGAAACGAAGCGACUCCCCGUCUGCAAUAGACGGCAAGAAUACUGGCAAGAGCAGACAGACACUUCGUGGUGCAGCAGCAAAAACGCACAAAGAAAGAGAGGCACGUGAGCAAGCCAGAGAAGAGCAGGCUGCGGCAAGAGCGGAAGCAGCAAGCAAGCGCCACGCUAGAUCCGAGCGCCGGCGAGUAGAUGACUCUCCGCCUCCCUCACCUUCCGUCUCGCCUGCGAAAGGCCCAUCCAACACAACGAACAAAAGCAGAGACAACGGCAGCAGACCGGAUGUCUCUGGGACCAGCAACAGCAAGUCGAAAGCAAAAUCAAAACCGCCGUCUAGAAUGGGUCCCAACGGCCGCCGAAUCGGCGCAAACCAGUACACACGUGGCCGCGACGCAGCCACAGAGGACACGCCUGGCCCGAAUGGCGAGUCACACAUCAACGGCAACAGCGGCGGCGGCUCCCCAGCCGCUAAUGGCGUGCACCACAACGGUAUCAUCAACGGAGAGUCCGGCCGCAGCAGCAAGGCCAAGACUCAUCCUGCUAGGACCAGCCUGAACGAAAUGAAGCGGCGAGUUGCGGCGAUACUGGAGUUUGUGAACCAGAUGCAGGCUCAGACGGAGUCGAAACAGCCGUCGACAGCUUCCAAGGACGCCAAGAGUAGGAAAGGCACCGGUGGCGAGUCAUCCGGUUCAGAGAAAGGAGGAGCGUCCACACCGUUGGCCGGAGGUGCAGUGCAAGACCCGGCUGCUGCAGCCGCCGCAGCUGCCACGGCGGGAGCGGUAGCUGAUAUGGUGAAGGCUGUCAGGGACGCCACCGAGGAUCUCACGAAGACCGACAGUGCUGACUCCGGCAACAACAGUGCCGAGGGAGAGAAUGCCAACAACGACAACGCUUCUGCUACGUCAGCAGGAAGCACAUUGCAGAAGGCUAAGUUCAGAGAUGACGCCGAUUUCGCCAGCAUGAGCGCCUCGGACAUGAUGGAGGCGCUCAAGCAGGAGUUGAUCAGUUGGCAGGCGUGCUAUGGUGUUUGGGCGCGGUAG
Cyphellophora attinorum is the source of this 1908-nucleotide messenger RNA. RefSeq names its product putative histone deacetylase complex subunit cti6. The transcript has 4 exons. Lineage: Eukaryota; Fungi; Ascomycota; Eurotiomycetes; Chaetothyriales; Cyphellophoraceae. The coding region runs from base 1 to 1908 and encodes 635 amino acids. The record is from RefSeq and is a predicted model, not a curated record. Gene Ontology annotation, cellular component: Rpd3L-Expanded complex; Rpd3L complex. Gene Ontology annotation, biological process: negative regulation of rDNA heterochromatin formation; negative regulation of silent mating-type cassette heterochromatin formation.